Aspergillus thermomutatus is the source of this 1428-nucleotide messenger RNA. RefSeq names its product folliculin domain-containing protein. Bases 1 to 1428 code for a protein of 475 amino acids. Gene Ontology annotation, biological process: positive regulation of TORC1 signaling; positive regulation of GTPase activity. Gene Ontology annotation, cellular component: cytosol. The transcript has a single exon. The record is from RefSeq and is a predicted model, not a curated record. Gene Ontology annotation, molecular function: GTPase activator activity. Lineage: Eukaryota; Fungi; Ascomycota; Eurotiomycetes; Eurotiales; Aspergillaceae.
AUGGAAGCUUUGAAUCUGUCUCAAAUGUGUUCCUUUCACAAGGACUCGGUGCUGACAAUGUCACUCUACCAGCUCUCUUUAACGCAUUUCUGCGAAGUGCAUGGUCCCACUUCGAUCAUCUGUUCGCAGGUUCUACCCUUUUCAUGCUCUCAGUGCUAUCCUGAUACUUCCGAAUUCUCUCCCGACGAUACCCCCGCGACUUCUCACGAUACCCAGUCCUCUCAUGGCAUGCGCAACCACGUCGGCGACGCCAGGGAUGCUAAGUCAACGAAGCGUCCAGAUGCAUCCAGCGCAACGGCCGACAAAUCUCCCAAAAUCGAAGAUUCACCUUAUUUCCUUAAGAAUCAACCAAACUCGACCGAGCCUUCCAAAUUGAAUCGCCUGGGAGGAGCUGACGGUGACACUUGCGCCAGCUGUAGCUUGACUUUACCUGACGAUGUGAGUAAGCAGCUCCCCCCGGGCGCUCCAGGAACCGCCACUCGCGACGGCAAGGGAAGGAACGGCAGCCCAGUUUUGCGAUCCAGAGAAGUCGUCUACUCUUGCGGCACGAGCCAUUCCGACGGUGACGACAGUGCGCACGAUCUACACGGUCAUGCCUCCCUUCCCGAUUCCCUCCACUCGUCCUCGGUCGCCUCCGAUGCGUCGUGUCACACUCACAUCCUCACAUAUCUAUCACUCCGUGGGCCUCCAAACCCAUCAGACUACGCUCUUCUCCGCCGCUCCUCCAUUCGUACCCUCAGCUGCGAGCUUCUCCCUCGCGGCCUUUCCUCGGGACCUUUGUGUUUCGGUGAUGCGACUGCGGGCUAUACGAUCGCAUACAUCUUCCGCCUGCCCGAUCCCAUGGCUCGCGGCAAAAGGCGUAGCUAUGCGCUUGUCGCGUUGGCCGGCAAAGAUGCAGGCAGGGCCUUCCGCGCGUGUCCGGUGAUAUGGCGUGCUUUUGGGAGAAUCGCAACUGGCAUCGUCAAUUCGGCCGAGAAAUACCAGGAGGAGACAAAGCGUCUCGAGGAACAAAAUGGUGGACCGAGCCGGGCCAACAAUCGCCAGUAUACCCCCGUCUCAUCCUUCCUCACCGGCCGCACAAUCGACCCAGAUGGCCAGCCCCGCCGACUUGGGCAGAUUCGGGCGCGGAACCUCUCCGAAAUCGUGGGUAAUCAGUACAUCUUCGCAGAAAUACACGCGCACUUCGUUGCUCUUUUGCAACAGCUCGGCUCAAUGUUUGGGGCUGUACCAAUCUCGGAAGAACGAUUCAUUUGCAGCACACUAGGCGACGACGGCGAUGUUAAAUCGCGACGCGGCACAUUGGUUGAUGACGGGAAGGACUCGGCAGCCAAAAGCCAGUCACAGAGCGACUUUGGAAUAUCUGGUCUGGAUUUGUCUUCAGGCCCUAAGCCCAUUCCUAUCGCGCCUCGUCGAACUGUCAUUGCUUAA